Podarcis muralis (Common wall lizard) is the source of this 1460-nucleotide messenger RNA. NCBI's taxonomy places the organism in Eukaryota, Metazoa, Chordata, Lepidosauria, Squamata, Lacertidae. The record is from RefSeq and is a predicted model, not a curated record.
CUGGUUCCGCGGGCGGGGCAGAGAGCGGGUCUCGGAGUCGGAGGGAGAAGGACGUCGCUGGAGUAAGAGGAGGAAAAGGGCGCUUCGUUUUGGGGGGAGAUGGGGGUCCUCCUCCUCCGCUGGCCCCCCCUGAUCCUGUGGGCGGCUGCCCACCUGCUGCUCCUGGACUGCGCAGGCUCCACUUCUCACUCCCUGCGCUACUUCCACACAUCCGUGUCGGAGCCUGGCCAGGGGCUUCCCCAGUUCAUCGCUGUGGGGUACGUGGAUGACCAGCAAUUUGUUCAGUAUGACAGUGACACCAAGGAGAUGCUGCCUCGAGUCCCCUGGAUGAGGAAGGUGGAAAAGGAGGAUCCUCAGUACUGGAACAGGGAGACUCAGAUCGCUCAGGGCAAUCAGCUGUGGUACAGGAGGAAUCUGCAGACUCUGUUGAAUCGCUACAACCAGAGCGGAGGGAUCCACACCCUUCAGCAGAUGUACGGCUGUGAGCUGAGGUCAGAGGGGCGCAAAGGAGGGUAUAAGCAAUACAGCUACGACGGGAGAGACUUCCUCGCCUUUGACAAGGAGACCCUCACCUGGACAGCAGCCCAGACGGAGGCCGAAGUGAGCAAGAGGAAGAAGGAUCCUGACUUGGCCGGGAACCAGUACUGGAAAGCCUACCUGGAGGAGGAAUGCAUGGAGUGGCUGCAGAGAUACCUGGACUAUGGGAAGGAGACUCUGCUGAGGACAGAGGCUCCAGUGGUGAAGGUGACCAGGAAGGCAGACUAUGACGGCCUGGAGACCCUCGUUUGCCAAGUCCACGGCUUCUACCCCAAGGAGAUUGAGGCCAACUGGGUGAAGGACGGGGAGGUCUGGCAGGAGGGCACCCUCCGAGGAUUGGUCGCCCCCAACUCGGACGGGACCUACUAUCUCUUGCUCAGCGUCCAGAUCGACCCCGAGGAGAGGGAGCACUUCCGGUGCCGCGUGGAGCAUGACAGCCUGGAGAAGCCUCUGGACGUGGCCUGGGAGAAGGAGCCUGGUAACCUGGGGCUCAUUGUGGGAGCCGUCGUGGCUGCUAUCCUGCUGGUCUCUGGGAUCUCUGGGAUCAUCAUCUUCAUCAUCCGCAGGAAACGGAGCGAGAAAUUAGCCUACGAAAAAACCCCAACAAAUGAUCAGGGGUCCGACAGCUCCACCAAGGUUUCAUACCAGCCCAGUGUGUGAGAUGAGACCAGAAGGAGCCUGCCCAAGUUUGGCUGUGAAUUGCAGAGGCUCAGAGCCGCUCCCGUCCUUCAAUGCUGUUUAUGAUACUCGUUAAUCCUGGCUCUCACCCAUCUAUUCUGACUCCAUCUGUAACUAGAAUUUGAGGAUGAUCACGUUUUUCUGAUGGAUUUUGGCCGAUUGUGCUUUGCAGCUGAUUUUCAGAAAUGUGCUUGUGUUAAUCAGAAAUGUGCCAGAUAUACGCAACUAAAAGCUUUAAAAAGGGA